Molecule: messenger RNA, 439 nt
Organism: Ogataea polymorpha
Lineage: Eukaryota; Fungi; Ascomycota; Pichiomycetes; Pichiales; Pichiaceae
Exons: 2
Coding region: 104-439 (111 amino acids)
Biological process (GO): transcription initiation at RNA polymerase II promoter; RNA polymerase II preinitiation complex assembly
Cellular component (GO): transcription factor TFIIA complex
Molecular function (GO): RNA polymerase II general transcription initiation factor activity; TBP-class protein binding
Source: RefSeq, a predicted model, not a curated record
AUGUAUAAUUCGUUACGUAAUAAUUGUGCAUCCACCCCGAAUUUUCUUUCGCCAAGUCUCUUAGGUCAACUUAAAAUUACUCAGAUUUUGAUAUUCUAUUGAUAUGAACGCACCCACAUAUUACGAGUUCUAUAGGAGAAGCACAAUCGGCACCUCACUCACAGAUGCUCUGGAUGCAUUGAUUGGAGAACAAAGAAUUCAGCCUCAGUUAGCAAUGAAGGUUUUAGCCAACUUCGAUAGAGUCACCUCAGACAAUCUACGAGACUCUGUAAAGUCAAAACUCACCUUUAAGGGCCAUCUUCAUACAUAUCGCUUUUGUGAUGAUGUGUGGACCUUUGUGAUAAAAGAUGUGAAUAUCAAAUUCGACGAUAACGAGACGGUGAACGUCGACAAGUUCAAAAUAGUGGCUUGUAACAGCAAAAAGGCUGGAGAAGUCUAA